Messenger RNA from Myripristis murdjan (pinecone soldierfish), 771 nucleotides. RefSeq names its product ribonuclease H2, subunit C (gene rnaseh2c). Bases 99 to 506 code for a protein of 135 amino acids. Gene Ontology annotation, biological process: RNA catabolic process. The transcript has 5 exons. Gene Ontology annotation, cellular component: ribonuclease H2 complex. The record is from RefSeq and is a predicted model, not a curated record. Lineage: Eukaryota; Metazoa; Chordata; Actinopteri; Holocentriformes; Holocentridae.
AGAAGACGCGCUCGUCCAAUGACACGCAGCGACAGGCACUGUCCGGAAAAGGUGGAAAAUAGUUUACUUACACAUGAAGGCUGGAAAAAUCAGUGAGGAUGUCUAACAGCAGCGUCACUCAUGUCCAGAUGUCAUCGGCGGGGCAGACAGAGCGCACCGCCGUCCACCUGAUGCCCUGUGAGAUUGAGCACAACGGGCCAGCCCAAGUCUCACAGUACUUCACCGCUGCCAUGAAAGACCGCAAACACGAGAAGACUGUGUCGUUCAGGGGUCGUGGGUUGAGGGGACAGGAGCUCAGCUGCCCACAGGGCUACACAGGCCUGGUCCUGAAGGAAGUCAACAAGCCUGGCUCCGACCAGGAGGACAGGACAGUGCGAGUAUCCUCUGUGUUUGACAAGCUGACCUACUGGAACAUGGAGACGCCUCCCAACUCUGAUGACACGAUUGUAAUGGCGAUGAGCUGGCCUGAGCUGGCAGAGGCGAUCCACGGGCCGGUGGACGACUGAUUUGAAUGACUGAUAUGGAACCAAUAUGCCAAUUUUCUGCCACCAGACUGAGAAGAGAAUCCAGGCAGGCUGGCGUUCAGAAUAAUGUGUGAUGUAAGAUGAUCACUAUCAGUGACAAGAAGCUAUAACCAUCAGAAGCUUUAAGCAGUGUCUUUAAGAGCGUGUGUCUCACAGUUUGAGAGACUUACACAAGACUCAUGUUUGUGUUUUUUGUACUAUAUGUCCUUUUGUAGUGAAAUAAAUUAAAAAAAGAAAUGUUGACUAA